AUGGCUUCCAAAUCGGUUCGAAGGCCGGAUCGCUGGUACUAUUUCGCAUAUGGUAGUAAUAUGAGCCUAAAGCAGAUGGCAGAACGGUGCCCGUCAUCUCUAUUCAUGGGAAUGGGCAGAAUUGAUGGAUAUAGGUGGCAGAUUAACCAGCGUGGUGUUGCAAAUAUUGUCCAAUGCCGGGGAGACUUUGUCGAAGGUCUUGUUUACCAAAUCGACGCCAAGGACAAACGACAACUAGACCGCAGUGAAGGCGUAGCGCUGGGUUUUUACAACGAUGAGCAUCUACACACUCAGUUCUUGGCCUUGCCGAACUGCGGAAUCAAGACCUUCCAUGUUGCGAAAGAACUCGAGAUGGACGAUCAACCUGAUCUCAAAGAAAGAGAGCACCAACCAUCCGCUCUAGGGCCCAAGAGGAGCAACAUAUCAGAGUCCACUUUUGUUGAUCAAAACCCAUCGCACCAACCACUAUCGAGGUAUCCGAGACAAGAGAGCUUAGAGAUGUUUGAGGCUCUUGUCUAUGUUAGCAAGGAAUACAAGGAUGACGGAUUAAUCAGAUCAGAAUAUAUUCCACGCAUGGAGAAGGCAAUCACGGAUGGACGGAAGAUGGGAUUGUCAGAUCAAUUCUUGAAUCACAUCGAUCGUACCAUUCAUCAAGGGGUACCACCGCGUCAGAAUAACGAUGCCUUCCGAACAAGGUACGGUCCUUACGAGAAAAUGGAAAAUGGUGGCACAAGCCAUCAGCCGUACGAGAUCUUAGAAAGCAUUCGACCAAGUCAAGAACAGUACGAACGAGUGUCAACAAUUCGGCCCAGCUAUCCAAGGUACGCGAGGGUGAUAACUGCUCGGCCAAGGUGUCAAGACUUCCACGAUCUCGAUGGCAAUUUCAGAUAUGCAGAUGAAAGACCCUAUCGACCGACAUUCGAUACUGGGAGACAGUCAGAGACUCAAGAACGGGGCAGGGACAGGGACAGGUCUCCGACGAGUUCCUGGCAGAGUCGGGGCAGGGACGAACGGCGCGGUGCAGGAUCAGUUACGCUUGUCACUUCACGUUACCAUAUUGGAGGUCAUACUGAGCAGGUUGUUGAGUACCGCAGACGCGGUAGCUCUACUCCGUACUAA
Molecule: messenger RNA, 1119 nt
Organism: Penicillium samsonianum
Lineage: Eukaryota; Fungi; Ascomycota; Eurotiomycetes; Eurotiales; Aspergillaceae
Product: gamma-glutamylcyclotransferase family protein
Exons: 1
Coding region: 1-1119 (372 amino acids)
Molecular function (GO): gamma-glutamylcyclotransferase activity
Source: RefSeq, a predicted model, not a curated record